AUGUUUCUAAAACCUAGUCUACCAAAUAUUUGCAAAUUAAAUAUAUUUCUUAUAUCUGUUGGUUUCACAUUACCAUUUGCAGUCUCCAUGAGGGAAUCAAUAAUAAACAAUAAAUUGAAAAAUUCUCAAGGAUUACAAGUUAAAGGUAGAUCAAGACCAAGAAUACUUUGUUGA
Molecule: messenger RNA, 174 nt
Organism: Arxiozyma heterogenica
Lineage: Eukaryota; Fungi; Ascomycota; Saccharomycetes; Saccharomycetales; Saccharomycetaceae
Exons: 1
Coding region: 1-174 (57 amino acids)
Source: RefSeq, a predicted model, not a curated record